GAAUCUAUUCGACCCCCCUUGAAAAACCAAAAAAGUAGGAAGAGAUAAGUACUAUAUGUGGAGAUCAUUCGGGCAGGGAGCUGGCGGACCAAUGGGCGGAGGUGGCGGCGGCGGAGGGAUAAUGAAGACGUUUCACAAAGCCGUUUCGGCCGGCACCGGUGGCUGUGGCUCAUCCCAAGAAUCCUUUUCUCGCUGCGCCACCACACACUAUAGCAGCAACACCACCACCUCUCCCACAUCAAGACCCAGUUAUAAACCUUCCUCAUCUGAUUAUAAUUCCAAUACCUAUUCUUCCUCCUCCGCGAACCAGCUUAACAGGAACAGGGCCAACUCAAUAUCUCCGACGACCGGUGAGGAAUAUGAUGGUGUAAAUGGAUUUUAUGAUGAUUAUGUUUUUUGUACUGUUCCAUCCAUGGAUGAAGUUCAUGAUGCGGUCUCUUCUCUUCAACAGGUUAUCGAUCCUCCGGAGUUGGAAUGGAUUGAGCCCUCAAGAAGUAUGAUGCUACAGUCUCCUGGUUAUGAAAGUGUUUAUGAUGCUUUUCAUUUACUACAAACUGAGCCUUCUGUUAAGAGAAUGGUGAUUUCGUUGGCAUCUGAUAAUUCCGUUUGGGACGCUGUUAUGAACAAUGAGGUGGUUCGUGAGCUUAGAGAUUCAGUCUAUGAAGCCAACAAGAGUAUUCCAGGGGAGAUUGAAGGUUGUGAUGACUCAUUUCCAGUUUCUGGUAUUCUAAAUUGGAUCUUUAUCAACAUCAAGGCAAAAGCCAUGGAAAUAUUUGAGAAAAUCACGGAGAUGAUGAACAGCUUGUUCCAGUCUCCAAGAAACGACAAGAAGAAGGCCACAGAUGAAGAUGCAGCCAUGGAAGAAUCCUUUGAGAAAAAACUAACAAGUUCUUUCUUGCUUUCAGUUAUGGUACUUCUGAUUGUAGUUGUAAGCAGAGCCAACAAGUGAUAAGAUUGCCUGAUAGAGUAACGAUGUUUGUAUGAAUAAACUGAUGGUACUAAAUAACAAUAUUACCCUUUCAUUUCAACAAUUUUAUAACAAUAACCAUUAAAUCAGUUUGUCCAGAUUAAGUCACAAACCAACAACCAUGUAUAGUUGUCCCAUUAAGCCCUUAAUCAGUUAAGCUAUAUAAUAACUCCUUUUCACUCUACUAUAAAGGAUGAGCUUCCUACGUUUCAUAGACAGGUUCUAAUUGUUAGAGAUAUACAUUGGUACUCGAGUUGACAAAUUUACCAUAACGCCCUUCUGUAGCAUUUACUGCUUGGCAAUGUUGUCCAAGAUGGAAUCCAAAUCAGGAACUAUAACGGCUUGUUUAUCAACUUGUCCAACCACACAACAAUCCUUGCUUUUAACAUUCAUCAAUGCAACAUCUUGAGCACAUUCAUCAAGUACACCGGAUGAAACCUCGAAGAUGAUGUCACCAAGCUUGAGCUUGAUUGCUCCACUUUUGUAAACCAGCAACUUUCCUAUGUGUCCAUUUGGCAACUCAUUGAAACCUCCAGAAACAAAUUUGUUUGAAGCAUCUUCUUUCUCUUUGCCCUUUGUGGUAAUUGGAACUCGUUUUGAUUGCUUGUUAUCUAAGGGGAGUUUUUGAGGG
Molecule: messenger RNA, 1598 nt
Organism: Lactuca saligna
Lineage: Eukaryota; Viridiplantae; Streptophyta; Magnoliopsida; Asterales; Asteraceae
Source: the annotation of a GenBank genome assembly